CGCUUCACUGACCUGAAAGAAAAUCAGAUUGCCGGAAAAUUUUGCCGACGGCCUCUUAUCUUCGUCGCUGUCUCUCAAUCCAAUUUCUUACCUCGCACCACUCAACCUCUCGCCGUCCAUCAAUCCAGUUCCCCUUUCGCCUUCAAUCCCUCAUCUACGUCUCGAAAGUUAGGGUUUCUAGGUUCUCGGUGAUGGUGGCGGUGGAGGUUGGCAGCGCAAUUGAAGUGGAGGAUCGGAUUCCGAAGGAGGCGAGGAGGAUUCUUCACUCGCUGGCAUCGGAAUGGAGCGAUGUGGUGGAUUCGCGGGCUUUGGAGGUGGUGCAGCUCAAGGGGGCAAUGACGAACGAGGUGUUUCAGAUUAAUUGGAGGGUGGAGGGGAGGAGGGAGAGGAAGGUUUUGGUUAGGAUCUAUGGGGAAGGGGUGGAUGUGUUCUUUGAUAGGGCUGAUGAGAUCCGGACGUUUGAAUUUGUUUCGAGGCACGGGCAGGGGCCACGAUUGCUCGGGAGGUUCACGAAUGGACGCGUGGAGGAGUUUAUUCAUGCUCGGACUCUCUCCGCAGCCGACCUGCGAGACCCAGAAAUAUCUGCUCUUCUAGCAUCCAAACUUAGGGAGUUUCAUGAUCUUGAUAUGCCUGGUUCAAAGAAAGUAAAUUUGUGGGAUAGACUAAGAAACUGGCUCAAAACAGCUAAGGGCUUGUGUUCUUCUCAAGAAAUUGAAGAAUUUCAUUUGGAUACUUUGGAUGAGGAGAUUAAUACUGUGGAGAAAUUAUUGUCAAGGGAUGGUCAAAGGAGAGGAUUUUGCCAUAAUGAUCUUCAGUAUGGCAACAUUAUGAUGGAUGAGGAGACAAGACAGAUAACUAUAAUUGAUUACGAGUACGCUGGCUUCAACCCUGUCCCAUAUGAUAUUGCUAAUCACUUUUGUGAAAUGGCUGCUGAUUACCAUACAGACACCCCUCAUGUCCUUGACUACUCUAAAUACCCAGACGUUGAAGAACGCAAAAAAUUUGUUGAGAUAUAUCUGAAAUCUGCAGGUGAAGAGCCAACCAAAGAGGAGCUUGAGAAUUUACUUGACUCGAUAGAGCAAUAUACACUUGCAAGUCAUUUACUUUGGGGCCUAUGGGGCAUAAUUUCGGAAAAAGUGAAUGAGAUUGAUUUUGACUACAUGGAGUAUGCCAGGCAAAGGUUUCAGCAGUACUGGUUGAAGAAACCUUCCAUUUUUGGAAUCAAAGCCUCUUUGCUGAACAAAGCUGAUGAUGAUUCACACGUGUAGAUAACUGCUUGUAUGUGUUCUUGCCCUGUAAUGUAACACUCUUAUAUCUUCAGUGUGAUGGGUGCUUGUUUGAUUUUUCUUCCCCUUUCAUCUCUAUCUGAUUGUGAAUAAAAUACAGCUUUAUGUAUUCUAAUAAGUCUUUGGCUUGUUUCAAGCUGUUAUA
This is a messenger RNA of Dendrobium catenatum, 1431 nucleotides long. Its product is annotated as probable choline kinase 2. Gene Ontology annotation, molecular function: choline kinase activity; ethanolamine kinase activity. The transcript is spliced from 7 exons. Lineage: Eukaryota; Viridiplantae; Streptophyta; Magnoliopsida; Asparagales; Orchidaceae. Gene Ontology annotation, biological process: phosphatidylcholine biosynthetic process; phosphatidylethanolamine biosynthetic process. The record is from RefSeq and is a predicted model, not a curated record. Gene Ontology annotation, cellular component: cytoplasm. Bases 192 to 1268 code for a protein of 358 amino acids.